This is a messenger RNA of Fukomys damarensis (Damara mole-rat), 3281 nucleotides long. It is a transcript of the gene Rtl5, whose product is annotated as retrotransposon Gag like 5. NCBI's taxonomy places the organism in Eukaryota, Metazoa, Chordata, Mammalia, Rodentia, Bathyergidae. The record is from RefSeq and is a predicted model, not a curated record.
CCCCCUCGCGCCCCUCCGCCGCAUUUCGACCUCCUCUCGCAGCCCUUAGUUCCCCGCCCCCGCUGCCUGAACCCGAGACCCCGAUCUAGUCAAGAUGUCCGAGGCGGCAGGAAAUCUCAAUAGCCUCCGCAUGGCAAAUGUAGCCCUGCAAGAAGAAUUAAAUGCCCUUCGUGGAGAGAAUGCCAGUUUGGGCCUUCAGCUUGGAAGAGCCCUGGCCGAGGUUAAUUCCUUGCGGGGCAAUGUCUCGAGUUACAUCCGCUGGCCAAUGCCCAUAGUGCCUGUACUGGCCGAGGAGAACUUUGAGUUCCCGCUCAAUGAGAUCGACACCAUUCCCCAGGAAGAGGUCCCCUUCUUGUGCUGGCCUCCCCCACGCACGGAUUCCGACUAUGUCUCGAAUGAUCUUUUGAUUAACGUAGUCCAGGACUACAUCACCCCCGACGGGUCCAACGACCCUCUCAGCCCGCCCCCGCAGGCCCUGCCCCCCCCGGCGUCAGAGGAGCCGCCCCCACAGCCGCUUCUGCCACCACUGGAGCGGCCUGACAUAGAGCCCUUUUCAGGCAAUCCAGUCUACCUGGCCGAAUUUCUGAUGCAGCUAGAGACCUUCAUAGCUGACCAUGAGGAUCAUUUCCCCGGGGGCGCUGAUCGGGUGGCCUUUCUGAUCUCCUUUUUCACUGGGGAAGCUAGGGAUUGGGCCAUCUCUGUCACCCAGGAAGGCAGCUCCCUGCAUGCCAACUUCCCGCGCUUCCUGGAUGAAAUCCGUAAGGAGUUCUGUGGCCCCAUUCCCCCACGUGUGGCUAAAAAGGCCAUCCGAAAGCUCAAACAGGGAGAUUGCACCCUGGGCAGCUAUGCUGAUGCUUUUCAGUACCUGGCCCAAUUCUUGUCUUGGGAUGACUGCCGCCUCCAAAACCAAUUUCUCAAAGGCCUGUCAGAAUUCUUCAGAAAGGAGCUCUUAUGGUCAACUGAAAUGGCUGACCUGGAUGAGCUGAUUCUUGAGUGCGUGGAGAUAGAAAGAAAAGUGCGCGUCCCCAAGCCGAUCCCGCUCCCUGGGGUUCGCAAUGUUGUUUUCCCUUUUGCUUCGAACCUUAAUGAGGAUGAAACUGGAGGUGUAGAGCACUACAGUGAAGAUGAGGAUGGAGAGGCAUGUAGGAGUGGGCUUUACCUGAAGGACCAGCCGAACCACAUAAGGGUUUUCCAGCAAGAGAUGAGGGAGGAGGAGGAGGAGGAGGAGGAAGAGGAGAUGAGGAAGGAGGAGGAAGAAAUGAAGGAGGAGGAUGACGACGAGGAAGAUGAGGAGGAGGACUAUGAUGAGGAGGAUGAGGAUGAGGACGAGGACGAGGAUGAGGAGGAUGAGGACGAAGAUGAGGAUGAGGAUGAAGAGAACAAAAAUGAGGAUGAUGAUGACAAUAAGGAUGAGGAACAUUUCGUUGACGUGGGGACCCAGCAGCCAGAGUGCAUGCUAGAGCAGGUGCAAGGGAGAGUGGUGACCUAUAGUGAGCUGGAGGCCCACUUUCUGACCCACCAUCUUCAUCAUCACCACCACCACCUCUACCAGCUGAUGCAAAUGGAGGAGCCUGUCCUGGUUGACACUUCAACCCAAACUAUUAGCUCCGAAAUAUACUAUGCUGAGAAUUUCCUGGAUGAAUCGCCUCCUAUACAGCCGAGCAGACGGAGGAACCAGAAUCGAGUUCCACUUCUGGAGGGCCUUCCAGGUACCAAUUCACCAUUCCACAGCUCGCCACCACUGAUUCGCCGUGCACGUCGCAUGGGGCAACGCCAAAUUCGAAGACGUCCACCAGUGCUGUUCCGCCUCACUCCGAGACAGGGGGGCCACCGAGCUGCUCAUGGCCGAAUUCGCGUGUGAGUACUGGGGCCACAUGGAACACACCCUUCUACUGCGUCCCCUGCCCCUGCUAUUGCUGCCACACGUGCCCCUUCUACUGACCAGUUCUUAAAGGCAUUCCAGACCUGUAUGACCUGAAGAAGACCUGAAGAAUUCCAGACCGUCUUGCAGCCUGACCAGAGAGUGACAAGUGCCCAACCAAGGCCACCUGGGAAAGGAAGGACAACAACAGUUGUCCUGUUGCACGUACUCUGCUCUGUCCUGCCACAAGCUGAAGAGCAGGUUUCUGGGCCUGUUCCCUAAAAAUGAACUGGUCACCCUUUUGUAUUCCUCUCUAGUUGUUCCCAGCCCUCACUCUCCUGUGUUUCUUCACCCUGUGUUCUACAGUUUUAUCCUCUGACUGGCUCACCAGGACUUCACCCAAUGCCUCACUGAUCUGCCCCAAUGAUUAAAAGGACAGGCUACACUGAACUCCUAAAGCCACUGAGGCCAUUUAUUAGGUAAAACUGACUGUGAGCAGGACAGCACCAAGAAAUGUACCCAGAAGCCUAUUCUUAUUUCAUGCCAUACCUCCAGCAAAAAGGCCUGGAAGAGGACCCUACACUUAGCCCAGUGGACAACUUGACUGAGAUUUCUCCUUGACUGACUGGCAGCCUGGUCCAUUUUCAGCACCUGAAUUUACUUUCCUCCAGACUUCUGUAUCAGGGCCCUUGGACCAGCCUGGCCAAAUGUGGGGCCCUCUCCUCUUACCACACUGCCCUCCUGACUUUCCCUGUGGGCAGAAUUCAACAUGCCAGCCUCUGCCCCUUUCCUUGAUGUUGCCUAAAGGGUAGGCAGCUGGGGGUUGGGAAUAGGAAGUGGAAGAAGUCACACAACUCAGUUUGACAUCCUAAGGAAUAACUUUUUCUUUAGGGAUGGAGGUCUGCCCCCAUUGCAGGCCUUAGACUACUGCCCCCAGCCAAAGGUCUCUGCAGGUGACUUUCUGGCCUUGAGUACUAUCCUUUCCUUCCAGGACAGCCAGAGAGAGAGAGAGAGAGAGAGAGAGAGAGAGGGGAGAGAGAGGAAGGUUGGUUCUGCAGAGACUAUACCCACUGCAGCCUCAUGGCUGGGACAUCCUUGGGGAUCUCAUGAGUGAUCAACCCCUGGCUGCCACUGUGCUUAAAUUAAAUGCUGAGGCUGAAGGGUAUGGCUGCCUCCAAGGCACUCCUAGGACUUCUGGGCACAAACCCAAGGUGCCUCAUAAAGAGACCUGCUGCUCACCCUGGGUCCAGAAAACACUGCUUUUGCAGUGAAAAAUAUACAUUUACUAUGUCAGCUCUGGCUACAAAAUGCCGACCAAAUCAGCAGCUGGCCCAAACUGCCCCUGGACACUGAACUUUCUGUGCAGUGCCUGGCACCUGGGAAAGGGCAGCCAAAGUGUCUGUGGCCAGAGGGAAGAAAA